Molecule: messenger RNA, 314 nt
Organism: Ambispora leptoticha
Lineage: Eukaryota; Fungi; Glomeromycota; Glomeromycetes; Archaeosporales; Ambisporaceae
Source: the annotation of a GenBank genome assembly
ACAAAGAUUUUUCUCAUAUCACAUCUGCUCAGAAAGUUUGGCCUCAGGCACGGGUUCAAUUAUGCUAUUGGCACAUUUUUCAUGCUAUAAAAAAAAAACUUUCUAGCACAGGGAUCAUUUACCCAGCAUAUAAUGCAUAUGAAGCGCAUGUUACUUGUACAAUAAUAGAUCCGACUUGGCAACCUAAACCAAGGAAUCAACAAGUGCUUAGUGAACUUUCACCCACAAAUCUUCCAGACAAUCCAUCUGUAGUCGAUCUGAAUAAAUACAAAGUUUUUUGUCGAAAAGAUCAGCGUGAACAUAUUAUUCAAUUG